This is a messenger RNA of Pimephales promelas (fathead minnow), 3246 nucleotides long. RefSeq names its product platelet derived growth factor subunit Ba (gene pdgfba). Gene Ontology annotation, cellular component: membrane. Gene Ontology annotation, biological process: platelet-derived growth factor receptor signaling pathway; positive regulation of ERK1 and ERK2 cascade; positive regulation of cell migration. The record is from RefSeq and is a predicted model, not a curated record. Lineage: Eukaryota; Metazoa; Chordata; Actinopteri; Cypriniformes; Leuciscidae. Gene Ontology annotation, molecular function: growth factor activity; platelet-derived growth factor receptor binding.
ACAGCGCGGCAUUAAAGCACCUGAGAAACACGCUCUCGCACGCGCACAACCGCUGCCAUACUGACUAGGGAAAGGUGCAGACUUGCAGCGCUGGAAUAGUUACGCAUGGGCUAUUUUCUGGAGUCAACACACUGGACAUAUUUUGGACAUAUCUGGACAUAUUUAAAGCUGAUAUUUUAAACUGAAGUGGAGAUUUUGUGGGUUUUUUUUCUCCUUUCUUUCAAGUAUAUCAUUAAUAGCUAUGUGAUUUCUGACUCUGGAGAUUUCGCAUACGGCGUUAAAUGUCAAAAGGGAUCAGCUGGCGCGGUGCUCAAAGUGACUCAACCCCUCUGGAAUAAACUUUCCUGCAGCUGAGAGCGGCUCUGUGUGUGUGUGUGUGUGUGUUUGACACAGAGAGAGAGACAGUUGGAUGUGCGCGCAUGAUGAGCUCGCGGCUUCUGCUGCUGGUGCUCGCGGCGCUCGCGGCGUGCCUGCGGUCUGGUCGCGCGCAGGGUGACCCUCUUCCUCCAUCUCUGGUGGAUUUAGUGAUGAACAGCCCGAUCUCAUCCGUAGAUGAUCUGAAGAGACUUCUAGACGUAGAAUCCGUAGAAGAGGACGAUGAGAUACCCGAGAGUGAGAUGCACUCUAACGGAACACACAAACGUCUUCCCAGAAGCCUUAAUGUUCAGGUGGCCCAGCAGGCCAUGUGCAAGGUGAGAACAGAAGUUAUGGAAGUGACCCGCGCGAUGCUGGACCGACGGAACGCCAACUUCCUGUUAUGGCCUCCGUGUGUGGAAGUGCAGCGCUGUUCAGGCUGCUGUAACACACGCACUGUACAAUGCAUGCCAGUCACCAUUGAAACACGACAAUUACAGAUGACGAAAAUCCAGUAUAUCAACCGACAACCAGUCUAUGAGAAGGUUGUCAUACCCGUGGAGGACCAUUUGACUUGUAGCUGUCAAUCACGCGUUUUGGCGCUCAGCCCACGGCUCCUGACCACACCUCUUCCUCCGCCCAGACUCCACCCUAAAGUAACGCUACCAAAGACCCAAUCAAAAGAGGAACUACAUCGCCAUGACGAACUUAAACAUAAUCAAAGGCUCCAUUUGGAGGAUAAAGAGAGUCAGGAACUACAAUGGCAGUCCAAAAACACCGUCACACACACACAGGGCUACCGACAAAGCCCAUACCGUCAUACACUCACACACACAGCAGUUCAUGUGAGCGGAGGAGAUGUUCCCACCAGACAAACCACAUUAGGAGAUCCACACAUGAUGAGUGACGCUACACAAACUGAGGAGGUGAAAUCUGAACACAGUGGCGACAGCAUGGCGAAAAAGACGCAACAGCAUUACGACAAACAUCUGCAAGAGGAUCAACAGGCAGAACCACGGCAACCACAGGAUAAAACGACACCACAGCAACCAAAAUACAAUGCUUCCCACAAUCCCGUCCAAUCAGGGCACAGCAUGCCACACAGUAGCCAAUUAGACACUUUUAGCACUUACAGCCACGUUGAGGUGAUCGGCCAAUCCAGUGGCUUAUCUGAAGUGCUAAGUCAUCACUCUGACCAAUCAGAAGUUAGAAAACAUCACCACCACCAAUCAGAAGCAAAUAAUCCAAAUAUCCAGGAAAGGGAGCAGCAGCCAGAAACACAACAUCAUCUUCGUCACCAAAACCACCGACACCAUCAGCUUCACCAACAUACAACGCAAGCAGUCAGCCAUCAACAGACUAGCACACAAAAAACAGUGCCGAGCGCUCCUCCCACCACCCCCUCAGCCCCACAGACUCCGCCCCCUCUCCAGCCCCCGCGGAAGCGACGGCGGAAACAUCGGAAGAGGAUGAGCAAGGCCUCCAUGAGAGCGAUGAUAAUGGUCAUGUCCUGAAGCAGACCAAAGACUCUGAAUUGCUGCCAAAGUCCCAGGAGCAACCACAAAGCUGAGAGUCAGGGUGGAGACACACAGGAUAUAGCAGAGACACACUGGAAAUCUUUUUAUAAUAACUGGAAAUGUCUUUGAUCUUUGCCAAAUAAGAUCCCAUGAACUACAUUUCCCAUCAGCCAUUGCAGUCGUAGGAGGUCACCAGUCCUGCGAUCUUCGCACUACGGGAGCUGGCCGUACUCAGGAUAUCCUGUAAGCAUGGACUUAAAAGGGAUUCCAAACAGACACAAACACAGCCUGCCAAGUAGCGAGACUGUAUUUAAAACACGGCACAAUUACACUUCAUUCAGCUCAACAACUGCCAAAUGCGGUGCAAUAUUGACUUGAACCACUGGUUGGCCAAGGAUCUGGCUCAAAUCAGUGAUUAGCUACUUGGGGAAAGUCAAAGUAGCCUUCAAUUGCCAAUAAAUGAUGUAGACCCACUGGUGGUUGGGUCUGAAGACAACUGGACUAUUUAUCCACUGGAGGAACUGCUGGAAUAGCAAAUGGAAGAAGUUGAAACUGGAAUAUAUGAAAUGACUUUGAAUUUGGACUCUCAAAGAGCGAAACAACUGGGGAAAUGAAGCUCAGGACUUCCAGAAAAGUAUAAAAUACAAAUAACUUUUACGAAUUCAUCUCAAAACGUAUAAUCUGUACAUUUUUCAAGCUACUUAAACACUCCAGGUUUAUUAAAUGGCAAAAUAUCAGCUGGCUAGAUAUGAAAUUGAGGAGUAAAAGCACUUACAAAGCAGUUUUUUGAACAUGUACCAUGGUAAUAUGAUGGUAUUCAUUGAAGUACUUUGGAGUACCAUGUAUAUACCAUGGUAUAUGAAUAUGGUAAUCAAUCUGAUACCAUGGUACCGCCUCAGUACUUUCUUGUAAGGAUCUCUCAGUAAUCGUGCACAAUAUUUAAUUAGUGCAAAACACUGGAAUAUCGUACACUGGAGAUUAUCAAAUAUUAAGUGCUGAAAGCACUAAAUGUUCGCAUGUUGGUAGUAGAUGCACGGUCAAAUAGUUCCUAAUUCAAUAUUUAUAUGAAAACAAGAAGAUUGUGUUUAGCCGUAAUGAGGUAACAGUGAAAUGCUCCUAUCCUGUAGGGGGCGGUAUGAGUGCUCUGUCAUUUUAUGCCUGCUGUUCCCAAAUGUUCGUCUGUGCAUUCAACUGCUUCUGGAAUCUUGUAAAGCUAUAAAAUAACUGUUUGUAAAUGAUGCAUUUCUCUUCUGGCUUUUUACGUAACUUAUUUAUAAAAGGUAUAAAAGAGUAAUUAAUUGUUAUUUGUUUUGAUGGAAAUUAUUGUUAAUGUAAUAAUGCUAUUUUAAUAUAAAUAUAAAAAGUGUUAAAUUUA